AUGGCGUCUGGAUCAUCGGGUCGGGCCAACCCAAGCACACAGGGCUUCGAUUUCGUGUCGGACGACAUUCUCUGCUCGUACGAGGACUACGGCAACCAGGACUCCUCCAAUGGCAACCACAGUGACCCAGUGAUGGGAAAUAAUCCCAGCAAGGUACUUUUACUGCUUUCAUCUAUGGACGUUAUUGUGAGGCUUUGGUUCUGGAGGUUGCACGCGAGCAUGAGUGGGUUUUAG
Prunus armeniaca (apricot) is the source of this 234-nucleotide messenger RNA. The record is from the annotation of a GenBank genome assembly. Lineage: Eukaryota; Viridiplantae; Streptophyta; Magnoliopsida; Rosales; Rosaceae.